UAACCUGAUAAGUAAACCACUAAAGUACGCAAUAUUCAAAUGGUAUUGCUCAAUCGUCUGAUGUCAAACGUUUCAGUACAAAUGACUAACGCGGAAACCUUUGAUUUUGUAAAUGACAACACACGUGGAAGUCCAAAUAACUUUAUGAGGUGCGCAGUGAGGAAUGUGAACAUUGUGUACUCCCCCCUGGAGUACAUAAAUGGAUGUUUAAGACCACCUCGAAAAAGGGCGGGGUCCUGAGGCUUAAACAGCCGUCAGUACAAAAAAAAAGUGAGGAGAACAUUUCCAACAGAAGUGAAGUUUUUUUUUUUUGCGUGUGUGUUGUUUAGCUAGUUCGCGAACGCGCUUAACGUAAACGGCCGUUAGCUGCCGUGACACCGUCGACACGCGCAAGCCACUUUUUUUUUUUCGCCAUGGAGGUCGUCCGCGCGCUCGUGUGCCUCCUGGCCGUGUUCGCCGCUCUCGCCUCGGACAGGUUCGUGGCGCUGGCGUCCUUCUCCCAGUCGUUGGACAGCGACUUCACGUUCACGCUGCCCGCCGGUCGCAAGGAGUGUUUCUUCCAGACCAUGAAGAGGGACGCCUCGCUGGAGCUCGAGUAUCAGGUGUUGGAUGGCGCAGGUCUCGAUGUGGAUUUCCUCAUCACCGCUCCUUCUGGCCAGGUGGUGUUCAGUGACUACCACAAGUCGGAUGGGGUGCACACCGUCGCCGACACCGAGGACGGAGACUACAUGUUCUGCUUCGACAACACGUUCAGCUCCGUCUCCGAGAAGCUCGUCUUCUUCGAGCUGAUCCUGGACAACAUGGAGAGGGACGACGAGGAGGUGGAGAACUGGAAGGAGCACGUCCAGGGAACGGACGUGCUGGACAUGAAGCUGGAGGACAUCAUGGACACCAUCAACAACGUGAAGGCCCGGCUGGUCAAAAGUGUGCACAUCCAGACGUUGCUGCGGGCGUUCGAGGCUCGCGACCGGAACACCCAGGAGAGCAACUUCGAUCGCGUGAACUUUUGGUCCGUGGUCAGCGUCGUGGUCAUGAUGUUGAUCUCGGGGGUGCAGGUCUACCUGGUCCGCUCGCUGUUUGAAGACAAGAGGAAGAUUCGUACAUAACGCCAACCUCAGGACACACACACACACAGAGAGAGAAACUAACACACUUGCCCUCGGAUACAUUUCUAUUUUUCUUCCCGCAGAUCUUAUGACUUUUAACAUAAGAUGUCAUUAACACACACACACACACACACACACACAUUGACAUUCUUGACCACAAAAUGCACCUCCGUUGUUGCUUCGGGAACAACUUGUUACCAUCACCUCCACUUCUCAGACUCUCUCUCUCUCUUUGCUGCAGACAACAAGUCUCUGGGUCUCUCUCUCGUAAAACUACUUCGCUUCCACAGACUCUCCUCAGAAAGCGAGAAGAACGCUUGUGAUGUGGUUGUUUUUCUAACGGAGCCUUAAGUUACAACAACAAAAAGUCCUCUUUCCUUUUAGACAUGUUUUUAUUUUAGAUGAAGAAAUGAUACGGUGUCUGAAGGAGUUUGUAUUUCUGCCAAUUAAGAGUGGGAAGUGCAGUAAGCGAGUAUUCCCCCUUUUUUUUUUAAAAAGUACUUACACCCAUAAAUGUAGCUUUUUGUGCGUUA
This is a messenger RNA of Cyclopterus lumpus (lumpfish), 1639 nucleotides long. RefSeq names its product transmembrane p24 trafficking protein 5 (gene tmed5). NCBI's taxonomy places the organism in Eukaryota, Metazoa, Chordata, Actinopteri, Perciformes, Cyclopteridae. The transcript is spliced from 5 exons. The coding region runs from base 414 to 1106 and encodes 230 amino acids. The record is from RefSeq and is a predicted model, not a curated record. Gene Ontology annotation, cellular component: endoplasmic reticulum-Golgi intermediate compartment; COPII-coated ER to Golgi transport vesicle; Golgi apparatus. Gene Ontology annotation, biological process: intracellular protein transport; Golgi organization; endoplasmic reticulum to Golgi vesicle-mediated transport.